GGCUGAGGUCACAUUUCAAUAUAUUGUUACUGGAUGCCUAUGCCAUCUUAUUUAAGCUUUGUAUUAAUUAUAAAAUCUCUUACCGUUUGGUGGUAGUUACAGUCACGCUUUCAUUUAGUUCAUUAUCACGAUAGAUAUAGUAGCUCACCGGUUAUAAAUAGUAAUAUGAUCACAGUCUCAUUGUAUUGUGUUGUGAACAGUAGAGCCUGGAGCUAAGGUGCUGGAAUGCUUCUCGAAGGAUCAUAGGCUGCUAUGUCUUCAGAGUUCACUCUCGAUAUCCAGCUCACAGAGUUGGGGUUUUCAAGCUGGGAUUUCCCCCUCUGUGAGCCACAGAGUGUAAAGGAGACUUUAUUGCCAACGCAGAAUAGCAUUGAGAAAUCCGCACCUGAAGCUCAGACACCUGCAGCCGGCUAUGAGGAUGACUGCACUGUCGCAGGUGGAUCAGCUGAAAAAAGCUUCCUGCAGGACCAUCAGUAUUCCUAUCCCACCAACCAUGACUCAACGGUUAACACAGAACAAGCUCAAAACAUUUCACAAACAGUCAUCACAGAGGAGAGGGAGAAAACCAUUUUCAGUAAUAAGCGCAAGAUGAGAAACAGAAAAGCGCAGGAAGUACAGAAAGAAGAUGACGAAGAGCCAAGCAGGGAAGAGGAAAAGAAUGUAAGUGAAGAGGACCAAUGUUCAGAGGUGGGCCAGAAAGACUCUAGUCUUCAGAUGGAUUAUGAUCUGUCUGAUGAGGACAGGACAGAUGAGCACGCAGAAAUUGAAUGGACUGAGGGGGAGGAGGAUGAAGAGGAGGGGGAAGAAGAAGUAGUAGAAGACGACGGGGAGGAGGUGGAGGAAGAAGAGGAGGAGGAGGAGGAAGAAGAAGAGGAGGAGGAGGAGGAGGAGGAGGAGGAUGAUGUUUCCUGUUCAGAGACGACUGGACUUGGAGAGAAUGAAGAGAAUCACUGCCACGUGUGUGACAUUACAUUUCCCUCUUUAUUUUUACUCCGAGAACACUUGAAUAUGCACACAGGUGUUCGGCCCUACCGCUGUGACGAAUGCGGCAAGCAGUUCUGCCAGUUAGUCAACUACCGUACGCACCUCCGUUCCCACUCGCAAAAGGCCUCCAUCCACUGUCAGGUUUGCUCGACCAUCUUUGACACUGAGGAACAGCUCCAGAAGCAUUUGGACACAAACCAUUUCGAGAACGAGUUCUAUCAGUGUGACUUUUGCAAGAAAAUAUUCACUGUUCUAGAGCUGUGCCAGGCACACGUUGAUAAACACAGGCAACAGGCAAAGCGACAUUUGUGUCUCAAAUGCGGCACUAGUUUUCGUCAGCGCAACUCCCUGCUCCGGCAUCUGGAAUGGCACAGCAGAGGCUUCUUCUCCUGCUCCGACUGCGAACGGACAUUCUCCAGUAAGGCUUCGCUGUUGCGCCACAGCUUCUCGCACUCGGGCGUCUUGCCGUAUACGUGUCUAAAGUGCAAGCGGCAUUUUCGCUUACCCUCUCUGUACCGCAAUCACGAGUGCAAUCCAGAUAACAUCCAGUGCAUGGCCUGUUUGGUUUUCUUUAAGAGUCAGGAGGACUUCGACCAACAUAAAAAGGACACAGGAUGCUGGGGUCAUCAGGGGGCGUUGCCGUCAAAGACUGAUGAGAUUCGUUGUAUGGAGUGUGGGCAAGUGUGCGCGAGUGUGGAGGAAUUAAAGAAGCAUGGGAGCACUCACCAGAGGGUCCUGAAAUGUGUUGAAUGUGGGAUGGGUUUCCGCUCAUCGCUAAUGCUUAUGUCACACAUGGGAGGACAUGCAGGACAGCGGCCUUGUCUCUGUAAAGAUUGUGGCUUGGGUUUCCCACAUCAACAGGGUUAUGACAGCCACCUUAAAACAUGUGGACAGGUGGCUCCACCAGUGGCUACAGCAAAGAAACCUAAACCGAAUAAACCUCCCCGUCUGCCUCCUCCGUCUACAGUGAAACCGAUUGCUCCUAAAGUCUUCUUCCAAACACUUGCUCAGGACUCGAACCUUGUAACAUUCUCACAUAACAAGGUGGCCCACGCAAUCCCAUUGGGUGACCAAAAACAGCCUGCUGAUGGUGUGUGGAAGCUUACCUUAAAUGAAAAGCCUCCUCCGGGUGUGCCCUUAGUCAUGCUUUUGCCGGUUUCGUCAUCUACCUCACAUCCUACCAAAAUCUCCCCAAAUAUUUUACCUUCAUCUCUAGUCUUAGAAACACCCUCAUCUGCACCAUGUGUUAUAUCCAUGCCAGUGGUUCCACCCAAUCCUGUUAUUAUUAAAGAGAGACAAGACAUAGCCGGAGAUAUACUAAUACCAAUGGACAGUGAUGAGGUAGGUGAGCGGACCCCAGACCUGGAAGUUACAGCAGAAGUGGAGGCGGAGAAUAAGCAGAUAAGUUUAAAAGACAAACCUGAAGCACUGAUAAGUGAUGAAAAACUGAAUUCAUCCAAAGAUGCAUCUCUCAACUCCAUGAGUUCUUCAAAUUUGAAGGACUGUGAUUCUUCCCCUGGAAUGGCAGAAGCAGAAGGUGGUGUCACAUUACCAGUAACAGCUGAAACUCCAGGAACAUCUAUCAGUCUUGUUUCUAGCUCUUCAGAAGUUGCUUUUGACCAAGGACAGCUCAAAAAAUCAGGUGAUUGUGUGCAGGGUUUGAAUGCAUGCGAUGCACAGGUGGAGGUGAAUGAAGAAAUAAGAGUGGAGAUUGGUGAUGAAGACAGUGGAGUGGAUAUGUUGGAGGGUGAACUUCAUGAAUGUGUCACUUGUGGGCAAGUUCUUCCUGAAAAGGAAAUGAUUCAGCAUUGUUUGAAGCAUGCUGCUGUCUCAGACAUUCCCAGGGUGUCUUCUGUUAAAUGUGCCUCAAACACUAUAGACCGAUCCCCUUCAUGUAGCCCAUCUAGGAAAAGGCAAAGAUCUGGUACAGAGCUGUGACUAUAAGUUAGUUAUAAUGACCUCAGGUCAAACAGAUUCAUAGUUAAUAGGAUGGAUAUAUCCUUUUUUUUGCUCCGUUGAGUAAUGUUGCUCAAACUUUAUCUUCUCAUUCACUUAGAAAUUAUUUUCUUGUUUUUAAAAGUUUGUUCAAUGCAAAACUGAAUCUUUUGUAUUUGUUUGAAUCUUUACAUUGAUUUUGCCGUUUGUUUGCUUUCGUUCAUCUGUAUGACCACGUUAGCAAAAAAUAAAUGUACACUGGGAAAUUG
This is a messenger RNA of Paramisgurnus dabryanus, 3188 nucleotides long. NCBI's taxonomy places the organism in Eukaryota, Metazoa, Chordata, Actinopteri, Cypriniformes, Cobitidae. The record is from RefSeq and is a predicted model, not a curated record.